UUAAUAGAAAUCGCCCUCUGUGGUAGACGUGCGAUCGAACCUGUCGUAAACCGAGGACCGUGCAGAGUUCGAGGUGAAGUCUGUUGCUGUUUAUUUGGCAACCAGUUGGAGGCGUCCGUAUCACAUCCCGUUUCCCGUGUCAAACUGUACUGUACUGUUCAAGCCUUGACAUUGCGAAGAUGGAGACUGUUAGGGUCUAAACCCAGGUGUGAGCAUGAGGUGCGAGUAGAAGUGCAGCAGACGUCGGCACCAUGUACUCAGAGUGGCGCUCGCUGCAGCUGGUGGUGCAAAGCGACCAGGGCCAUCUGAGUGUUUUGCACUCCUACCCCACCAAUGUGGGCACCGAGGUGGCCAACGCCGUGGUUAAGCCACUCUGCACGGCCGUCAGCCCUGUAGCCACGGAGAACAUCCUCAAGACCGACAAGGAGGUGAAAUGGACCAUGGAGGUGCUGUGUUAUGGCCUCACCCUGCCCCUAGAGGGUGACACUGUCAAGCUCUGCGUGGACGUGUACACAGACUGGAUGAUGGCCCUUGUGUCGCCCAGAGACUCGAUGCCUCAGCCUGUGGUCAGAGAGCCCAAUAUGUAUGUGCAGACCAUCCUCAAACAUCUCCACAAUGUCUUUGUACCAAGGCCUGAGCAGCACAGCCUGAAUCACAUCAGACUAUGCCAGCAAGUCCUGAUUGCUGUCCAAAAACUAGCACGAGAAUCACUUUGCAUGGUGAGGGAGACCUGGGAGGUGCUGCUGCUCUUCCUACUUCGUAUCAACGACACCUUGCUUGCUCCGCCUACCGUCGGAGUGGGCGUCGCAGAGAAACUAGCAGAGAAAUUAAUGGCCGUGCUGUUUGAGGUGUGGCUCCUGGCGUGUGCCCGCUGCUUUCCCACGCCGCCAUACUGGAAGACGGCAAAGGAGAUGCUGGCCAACUGGAGACAUCAUCCGCCGGUCGUUGAGCAGUGGAGCCGAGUCGCCUGUGCCCUGACCUCCAGACUUCUGCGCUUCACCCAUGGGCCUUCCUUCCCGGCUUUUAAAGUCCCCGAUGAGGAUGCCAACCUGAUCCCUUUAGAGAUGGACAAUGACUGUGUGGCACAGGCGUGGUAUCGUUUUCUACACAUGCUCAGCAACCCAGUGGACUUGAGCAACCCAGCGAUAGUGAGCACUACUCCAAAGUUUCAAGAACAAUUUCUCAACUCCAGCAGCAUCCCACACGAGGUGGUGCUGCACCCCUGUCUCAAGCAACUACCCCAGAUUUUCUUCAGGGCCAUGAGGGGAGUUAGCUGCCUUGUGGAUGCCUUCCUUGGUGUCUCAGUUGAAAAGAGAGAUGUGCGGGAGAGGGUGUUCUCUUUUUGUCCAGUGCUGCUGUCCCAUGGCAUAUCCCGUCCCAGAGCUGACAGUGCCCCGCCCACGCCGGUCAACAGAAUGAGCAUGUCUCCGCCACCCUCCAUUGCCAACACCACGCCACCUCACAGCCGCAAGCAGCGGCAUACGGUCGUCACCAAAACCACGAGCAAGAGUUCUACUGGCAGUGUGAGUCAACCAACAAAAGCAUCCCAACAGCAGCAGCAACAAACUUCUUCAUCUCCCACACUAUUGUCCAGCCCAAACCAGAGCAGUUGGGAGUCGCGGCCGCUCCCUGCUCCAGCGCGACCAAAAGUCAAUAGCAUCCUCAACCUGUUUGGCCAGUGGUUGUUUGACGCUGCAUUGGUCCACUGUAAGCUCCACAGCGGCCUCAGUCGAGACCCCAGCAUGACUGCCUCUUUUAUCCAAAUUCUCCUUUCUUAUAAAUCUUCAAUAGCCACACAAGUAGGAUUGGAGCUGAGAAGGAAAGGUUCCCAAAUGUCCACCGAAUCAAUGGUGUCCAAUCCCAUGUUUGAUGCAAAUGAGUUCCCAGAGAGCUAUGAGGCAGGCCGGGCUGAGGCCUGCGGGACUCUAUGCCGCAUCUUCUGUAGCAAGAAAACCAGUGAAGAAAUUCUACCCGUUUAUCUAUCCAGGUUCUACAUGGUGCUCAUUCAAGGUCUCCAGAUCUCUGAUUACAUCUGUAGACCUGUCUUGGCCUCCAUCAUUCUUAAUUCUUCCUCUCUCUUCUGUACUGACCUGAAGGGCAUCAAUGUGGUUGUACCAUACUUCAUAGCAGCUUUGGAGACUAUUGUACCAGACAGGGAGCUGUCCAAAUUCAAGAUGUAUGUAAAUCCCACCGAUCUGAGGAGAGCCUCCAUCAACAUUCUACUGGCCAUGCUGCCAUUGCCACAUCACUUUGGCAACAUCAAAUCCGAGGUUCUGUUGGAGGGCAAGUUUAACGAGGAGGAUGGAUUGCCUCACGACCAGCCUGUGUCUUUUUUGUCCCUGAGGCUGCGCCUCGUCAAUGUUUUGAUCGGAGCCUUGCAGACAGAGACUGAUCCUGCCAACACACAGCUCAUCUUGGGUGCAAUGCUAAACAUUGUUCAAGACUCGGCACUGUUGGAGUCCAUAGGUGCACAGACUGAAACAGGUAGUGUGGAUGGCGGCCACACAACGGCGAGAAACCACAGCAGAAACAAUAGUGGCAUUAGCUUCACCAGUGGGGGCAGCACGGAGGCUACCAGCCCAGAUUGUGAGCGUCCUGCCCAAGCCUUGCUUCGAGACUAUGCUCUUCCAGAUACAGCGGCAGGCCUGUUGGUGCGUAGCAUCCACCUGGUCACCCAGAGGCUCAAUUCCCAAUGGAGGCAAGACAUGAGCAUUUCACUAGCUGCCCUGGAACUUCUGGCUGGCCUUGCCAAGGUUAAGGUGGGGGUUGACUCCGCAGACCGUAAACGGGCAGUCAGCUCUAUAUGUGGGUACAUUGUGUACCAGUGUAGCCGUCCAGCUCCUCUUCAGUCCAGGGACCUUCACUCCAUGAUUGUAGCUGCCUUCCAAUUUCUUUGUGUGUGGCUCACUGAACACCCUGACAUGCUGGAUGAAAAGGAUUGUUUGGUUGAAGUAUUGGAGAUAGUGGAGCUGGGAAUCUCUGGCAGCAAGUCCCGUCAGGAACAGGAAGUGCGACAUAAAGGAGAGAAGGAGCAUAACCCUGCUUCCAUGAGGGUGAAAGAUGCAGCUGAGGCCACUCUAUCAUGUAUCAUGCAGGUUUUAGGAGCAUUCCCGUCUCCUAGUGGGCCUGCCUCCACUUGCAGUCUGCUCAAUGAAGACACCCUGAUUCGCUAUGCACGACUUGGCGCCACUGGGGCCAGUAACUUCCGCUACUUUGUAUUGGACAACUCGGUCAUUCUAGCCAUGCUGGAGCAACCUCUCGGCAAUGAGCAGAACCCCAGCCCGUCAGUGACAGUUCUGAUCCGAGGGACUGCUGGCAGACAUGCAUGGACCAUGCAACUCUUCCACCAACCCAGAGGAGCUCGGGCCAAUCAAAGGCAGGUAUUUGUUCCCGAGGGCCGUCCAACACCAAACAACGAUGUCGGGAUCAAAUACAACGUAAAACAGAGGCCGUUCCCUGAAGAGGUGGAUAAGAUCCCCCUGGUCAAAGCCGAUGUUAGCAUUCCUGAUUUGGACGACAUUGUUAGCAAAGAGCUCGAAGUGCAACACGACAAGCUUCGCAUUCUGAUGACCAAGCAGAUAGAUUACGAGAAUACGUUGGAGCGGCGCGCUGAUGACAUCUGGAAGUCCAAGCCUUUCCCUGACCCACAGAUAGACUGCAAACCUCCUCCGCCUUCGCAGGAGUUCCAGACUGCUCGGCUCUUCCUCUCCCACUUUGGUUUUCUUUCCCUGGAGGCGCUCAAGGAGCCCAACAACAGUCGCCUACCUCCUCAUCUGAUUGGCUUGGAGUCAUCCUUGCCUGGAUUCUUUGAUGACAUCAACUACCUAGACCUGCUCCCCUGCCGCCCAUUUGACACAGUCUUUGUUUUUUACAUGAGGGCUGGACAGAAAAGCAGUCACGAGAUCCUGAAGAACGUGGAAUCAUCAGCCAGCGUUCAGCCCCACUUCUUGGAAUUCCUUCUGUCCUUAGGCUGGCCUGUGGACGUCGGGAGCCACCCAGGGUGGACAGGACACCUCGAUACUAGCUGGUCUCUCAACUCAUGGUCUGACAGUGAUGUACAACAGACUGAUGAAGCAGCUACUCCUGAGGACACGGGAGGUUCGGUGUUUAAUGGAGAGAAGAAAGUUUUGUACUACGCAGAUGCCCUGACUGAAAUUGCCUUUGUUGUUCCAUCGCUAACUGAACAUUCUGAGGAGUCAUCAGUCCACAGUGACUCAACACUGGAGGCUGACACCAGCAUGGACCUUUUGCCUAGUAUACUCAAACAGCCCAAUCUCACACUGGAGCUAUUCCCUAAUCACUCGGACAACCUGGAGUCUGUCAGAAAGCUGAGUCCUUUAGUGAAGACCAAGAGAUCUUCGAGCGGAAAAUCAUUCCCACCCCUGGGCCCAGAGACAAAGGUGUUUGUCAUUUGGGUGGAGCGCUUUGAUGAUAUCGAAAAUUUUCCUUUGUCUGAUCUUCUUGGUGAAACCAGCACAGGUUUAGAAGCAAGCAUAAGCAACAGCACGUCCUGCAGAUCAGGGUUACUCGAGAAGGACGUUCCUCUGAUCUUUAUCCACCCUCUGAAGACGGGCCUCUUUCGGAUCCGACUGCAUGGAGCUGUGGGCAAAUUUAGCAUGGUGAUCCCUCUGGUGGAUGGCAUGGUGGUCAGCCGCCGGGCACUGGGCUUUCUGGUGCGCCAAACCAUCAUCAACGUGUGCAGGCGGAAACGCCUGGAAAGUGACUCGUACAACCCGCCGCACGUGAGGCGGAAGCAGAGAAUCACGGAGAUUGUGCAGCGUUACCGCAACAAGCAACUGGAGCCCGAAUUUUACACCUCCCUCUUCCACGAGACAGCUGGUGGAAUCUCGGCCAAGGUGGAGCCAUGAAUUGUUUACGAAUCUACCGACAUCUCAUUUCAUCGACAUGCUAAAGUCUUCCUUGUGCACGCUGGUGGCCAUGGCAGCAGCUCACUAGCAGGCACACUGAAUUUUGAAUGAUUGUUAUUCAUGGGCGCGGGGGUUCAGCUGUAUUCUUUUACUGUAUGGAGGUGUCGUUUUAUAUCUGCCUAAACUGGCCCAUCUCACAAACCACUGCUGUGUGCAUCUGCAUGUGCGUUUUAUGCUUUACCAGCCAGUCAACCUGACCGAGAGUGCCCCCACCCCCAAUCCCCCUACCACAUCAAAGGCAUUUAAAAGAUAACACUGUCACUUUAAGUCGUGGAAUCAUACAAUCCCAUUUGAAAAGCUUGUCUGAGCUCAGUGACAACAUUUUGGAGUCCCUUCGCUUUAUGAAGAAGUAUUUGGGAUUAUAGAAUAAGGAGAAUCAAGUCCAAACACUACACAAAUGACAUAACUUUCAUCCAUCCAUUUUCCAAACAGCUCAUCCUCACUGGGGUCUCGGGUGAUGUAACUUUGCAAUUGUAAUUAACAUGAGCAAGUAAUUGCUAUUUUACUAGAGUAAAGUCAAUAUUAUAACAAAAUAAUUUUAAAAAGCCAUUAAACUCGCAAUGAGUCAAAAUUGUACAAUAAUUUUGUAAUCUAUUACAAACAAUCGCGUGUAAAGUUGUGGUCUUUUGAGGAUCCUGCCAACUUUUCACAAAUGACAGCAGCACCUCUAAAUAUUAUGGACUGCGUCUGAAUUUGUGGACACACUCAUAAUAUAAUCUGAUAAUGAUGUGUGAAAAAUAUGAUUUAGAAGUUUUUAUGCAUUUUGCUCAAGUCCCUAUAUAGAACCACAGCAGUUAGUGUGUCAUGUUUGAAAUGUCUUUGCCGAUUAAUUUAUUGGUUCAAGCAUCACAGCAUUGUUGACAUACAUAUCAAACUUGCAAAACUUUUGGCUGUAUAGAUCUAGGUUUUUUUUUACAUUCUUUUCCUAUAUUUGAAUGGGCCCCUUUAGAUCGUGUCUGAAGAAAAAGACAAGUGUGCAGUUUAGUCAACACGGUAGCUUCCGUAAUUGUUUGUGUUCAGUCACUGUAAUUUUGGUUCAAGGCCCCUCUCACUGUCUUGCCUGCAACAAUGUGAACUUAUUUAUCACAAACGUGUAAAACGGCGAGUGUAUUUUGUUCUAUUUGGAAAGUCUUAAUGCACUGAGCACAUUCUGUGUUUAUUUUCUUAGUCCCUUUUGGUUACCAGAACAUUUCUCGUUUUUGUACCUUUUUUGAAUGAGCGUGUAUUUGCAAAGAAACCCCUGCUGAAGGAAGAGUUUUAUCGUGUGAAAAUGUAAAUGAAAUGGCGCUAUGGACUUUUUGACUUAUCACAUCGAAUUGUGUGACUCAAUUUUUACUACGGUGCUUUAUGCACAUGCCUUUUAUGGGAAGGAGAACAAAAAACCCUUGGAGGAAAGCCCACAUAAAAUCAAGAUGACCCACCUUGUAUCCCGUUACUACUUCACUGGUUGGAUCGUAUUUAAGGACUUUUGCCAUGUACAGACGCGAUGAAGGAUGAUUUGUAAAUAUACUAUAGCAUAAGGCAUUUACAAGUUGUCUGUUGCAUUCCUCACGUCGGGUGGGGAGACAGGUUGUGUAUGGUUUUGUGUGGGACGAGUGCCGAAUGUAACAUACACCCAUUAAAGCUAUUAUUGAUA
Hippocampus zosterae (dwarf seahorse) is the source of this 6564-nucleotide messenger RNA. Its product is annotated as ral GTPase-activating protein subunit beta-like. The record is from RefSeq and is a predicted model, not a curated record. Gene Ontology annotation, biological process: regulation of small GTPase mediated signal transduction; activation of GTPase activity. The coding region runs from base 252 to 4868 and encodes 1538 amino acids. Gene Ontology annotation, molecular function: GTPase activator activity. The transcript is spliced from 33 exons. Lineage: Eukaryota; Metazoa; Chordata; Actinopteri; Syngnathiformes; Syngnathidae.